Messenger RNA from Miscanthus lutarioriparius, 2619 nucleotides. The record is from the annotation of a GenBank genome assembly. Lineage: Eukaryota; Viridiplantae; Streptophyta; Magnoliopsida; Poales; Poaceae.
AUGUCACUCGACGUUACUCAAGUUCUCUUAAGUGCGCAAUCUGCUGAUGGCGCAAUUAGGAAACAUGCUGAAGAAAGCCUCAAGCAAUUCCAGGAGCAGAACCUCCCUGGAUUCUUGCUCUCCCUUUCAAGCGAGUUGGCCAAUGAAGAGAAACCUGAGGAGAGCCGCAGGUUAGCUGGCUUGAUUCUUAAGAAUGCACUGGAUGCAAAGGAGCAGCACAGGAAGAAUGAGCUUUUCCAGAGAUGGCUGGCACUGGAUGCUGGUGCCAAGGCACAAAUUAAAGGAUUGUUGCUGCAAACUCUCACAUCUCCUGUUGCAAGUGCCAGGUCCACUGCUUCCCAAGUUAUUGCCAAGGUUGCUGGUAUUGAGAUUCCGCAGAAGCAAUGGCCAGAGCUUAUAGGAUCAUUGCUCGCAAAUAUACAUCAGGUCCAGCCAAAUGUCAAGCAAGCAACUCUUGAAACACUUGGCUAUUUAUGUGAGGAAGUUUCUCCAGAUGCUGUUGACCAAGACCAAGUCAAUAAAAUACUUACAGCUGUUGUUCAGGGUAUGAAUGCUUCUGAGGCAAACUCUGAUGUGAGGCUUGCAGCUACACGGGCAUUGUAUAAUGCUUUGGGCUUUGCUCAGGUUAACUUCUCGAAUGACAUGGAGCGUGACUAUAUCAUGAGAGUAGUUUGUGAAGCGACUCAGUCUCCAGAGGUGAAGAUAAGGCAGGCUGCCUUUGAGUGUUUGGUGGCUAUAUCGUCUACUUAUUAUGAUAAGCUGGCAACAUACAUGCAGGAUAUAUUUAAUAUAACUGCAAAAGCUGUGAGGGGAGAUGAGGAGUCAGUUGCACUCCAGGCUAUUGAGUUCUGGAGUUCCAUUUGUGAUGAGGAAAUUGACAUUCUGGAUGAGUACAGCAGUGAAUUUACAGCUGAUUCUGAUGUUCCAUGCUACUACUUUAUCAAGCAGGCUCUUCCUGCCUUGGUGCCGAUGUUGUUGGAAACUCUCCUCAAGCAAGAGGAAGACCAAGAUUUGGAUGAAGGUGCUUGGAAUCUUGCAAUGGCUGGGGGAACUUGUUUGGGCCUGGUGGCAAGGACUGUUGGUGAUGACAUUGUUCCUCUUGUAAUGCCUUUUGUGGAGGAGAACAUAACCAAGUCUGAGUGGAGACAGAGAGAGGCUGCAACAUAUGCCUUUGGAUCUAUCUUGGAGGGCCCAUCAGCUGAUAAACUGGCUCCUCUUGUUAAUGUUGCGUUGGGCUUCAUGCUGUCGGCGCUGAUGAAGGAUCCCAGUAACCAUGUAAAGGACACAACUGCUUGGACACUUGGGAGAAUCUUUGAGUUCCUUCAUGGUUCAGCACUUGAAACUCCUCCUAUCAUCACGGCCGAGAAUUGUCAGCAAAUACUUACUGUGCUGCUUCACAGCAUGAAGGAUGUCCCAAAUGUGGCUGAAAAGGCAUGUGGGGCCCUCUAUUUCCUUGCACAAGGCUAUGUGGAUGCUGGAUCUGCAUCACCAUUAUCCCCUUUCUUUCAAGAUAUUGUUCAGAACCUUCUUAUGGUCACUCACAGGGAGGAUGCUGGAGAAUCUCGGCUGCGAACAGCAGCAUAUGAGACCCUAAAUGAAGUUGUCAGGUGCUCCACUGAGGUGACGGCCCCUAUUGUUAUGCAGUUAGUACCUGUGAUCAUGGUGGAGCUCCAUCAGACACUUGAAACCGAAAAGCUGUCAACUGAUGAGAGGGAGAAGAGGAGCGAACUGCAGGGCCUCCUUUGUGGUUGCUUGCAGGUCAUUAUCCAAAAGUUGGGAGGGAUGGAGUCAACUAAGUACUCUUUCUUGCAGUAUGCUGAUCAGAUGAUGGAUCUGUUUUUGAGAGUUUUUGCAUGUCGAAAUGCCACAGUGCACGAGGAGGCUAUGCUUGCUAUUGGUGCAUUGGCAUAUGCAGCUGGUCCAAACUUUGCAAAGUACAUGGCACAGUUUUAUCAGUAUUUGGAGAUGGGACUUCAGAACUUUGAGGAGUAUCAGGUGUGUGCCAUUACCGUGGGCGUUGUUGGUGAUCUCUGCAGAGCACUGGAAGACAAAAUUUUACCCUUCUGUGAUGGCAUCAUGACCCAGCUUCUGAAGGACCUGUCCAGUAACCAGCUGCACAGAUCUGUGAAGCCACCGAUAUUUUCGUGCUUUGGUGAUAUUGCACUGGCAAUUGGGGAGAACUUCGAGAAGUAUUUGAUCUAUGCGAUGCCUAUGCUGCAAAGUGCUGCUGAUUUGUCGGCCCAUACCACCGCAACUGAUGAUGAGAUGCUCGACUACACCAACCAGCUAAGGAAUGGAAUCUUGGAAGCCUACUCUGGUAUCCUGCAAGGAUUUAAGAGUUCACCCAAGACACAACUACUGAUGCCAUAUGCUCCACAUAUUAUUCAGUUCCUUGAUGCUCUGUACAAUGGAAAGGAUAUGGAUGAUACUGUGAUGAAGACUGCAAUAGGUGUCUUGGGAGAUCUGGCCGACACAUUGGGUGUCCAUGCUGGCCUGUUGAUCAAUCAAUCCACCUCAAGCCUGGCAUUUUUAGAGGAAUGCUUGGCAUCAGAUGAUCCUUUGGUGAAAGAAUCUGCCGAGUGGGCGAGGAUUGCAAUCAGCCGUGCAGUUUCGGGUUGA